Tuber aestivum (summer truffle) is the source of this 1900-nucleotide messenger RNA. Lineage: Eukaryota; Fungi; Ascomycota; Pezizomycetes; Pezizales; Tuberaceae. The record is from the annotation of a GenBank genome assembly.
AUAAUACACCCAUCAAUCCGUAUACACAUAGACAAUUCUAUGGCCAAUACGCCCUCGACCAUCUCCACGAUCCUCUCCAACGACCUCCUCCUCUCUAUCGCGCCCUAUUUACACCCCAAAGAUAUAUCUGCGCUAUCCCGCACCAACAGACUUAUCAACUGUUUACUCGGUAGUGCCCAGGGGGUAUACAGACAUAUAGACCUUUCGUCAGAGAAGAAAAAGUUCUGGAAUGUCCAAGAGUUGGUUAGCCCGACGAUCCUAUCGGCCACACGAACGCUGGUCCUCGACUUCACCCUCGUGACAGCCCACGAACUGGAGCCAAUCAUCCAUUCAUCGAACAUUACCCUUCUCUCCAUCCGGGGAUGUAGGGGGAUCGAUGAACGCGCACUCAUGGCCCACCUGUCGCCCGAACACGGCACCAAACUGAAGGGGAUCUACUACUUCACCGACCCCACCCCGACAACCAGCCGCUUCGUGCAGAAGUCUGUAACAAAAUUGCCCAACGAAUGGGCCUUGGUGAUUUCCAACUAUAAGGAUAUCUGCUUCGAUACGAGGCUCUGUCGAGGAUCGAAGCAUCAGAUCGAUGAGGUCGGUUCCAUCGAGCCCCGCAUCUCCGAGAUCAAGCUAGAGGGCAGAUGUUCCGGUUGCGGAAUUUAUCCAACCAGUGAGGGACUACCAAAUGUACUUGUCGCUCCAGCCCCUUUGCACUCAUCGACUAUCAAGGUGGCAUGUAGCGGCGCGGACGGAAAACCCAUCGCGGACGCACUUCGCUGCGAAAUGUGUGUUCGUGAGCGGUGGUGCGAAGGGUGCGGGAAGUGGUGGUGUGAGAGUUGCGCUGCAGAUAAGGUGACUAACCCCCAUAACCCCGCUUUUCAAGAAAAGUAAAACUCACUGAUCAUAGAAACGCGUUACUCGGCCAUGUCUCGAGUGUGGGUUCCAGUGUGGGGAAUGCAUCGCGACAGCUACCCUUUUCUGUCAAAGUUGCAAAAGCGGGUACUGCACCACACAGUAAUUCCCCCCUCCUCUGAUAUCGAAUCUCCAACAUCGCACUAAUUAUGCAAAUAGCAAUGAAGGAGCGGACGAAAUUGAGUGUGAGUGGUGCAAAGCUUCACCUGCUCCACGUGGUGCUUCUUCCACCGCCUCGAACGCCUUCUUGACCUCCGCUGCACUGUCUCAUUAUGCCAUGCUCCGGCAAACCCGACCGGCAAACACCUUCGUCAAGUCUCAUGCGGGGGCAAGCUAUAGAGCCGGUGUGGGUGGGAGAAAUUUCCAGAACGAAACGAUCGCCCGGCGGAGGGCUCUCAUGAACAAUUGAUUAUAAUGGGUGUGGGCGUUUUUGUAUAGCUAUUCUAUCGAGACGGGUGCCUGUUUUUAUGGACGUGGUGUAAAUAUCUCUCCUCUUGGCUAUGCUUCUUCAGUUAUUGUUUUACUAUUGCUUUACUUUCUUCCGUUGACUGCGAUAUCAGUAUAAAUUACUUAUUUCUCGGUUUCUUUUUUUUUUUUUGUGGUUUCGUGAGAGAGACAGAUAAUGCAUACGGUAGAUAUGUACGGCAGAUAAGGGUGUGCUAUAUCAAACAGGUCGAUCUCUCUCCGCACGGAUUGAAACCUACAUUGCGUAUCGAGCAUGUUCCUCCCGAUAUCUGUUCACAAGUCUUGCUACUCGCACCGCAUUCUAAAGCACAAUCUCACAGCACCAUUGCCGAGUUUCAUAGCCUGCGGAACCCUCAAUUCCUUCAUGCUAGGCAGAGAAAACCUGGCGUUCAGCUCAACCCAUCAUCAUUAUAUCCAUCACAUUUCCCGCCAUGAACCCAUGUUUUUUUUCUUUUCCGCGAACGAUCCCUCCCCACAGCCUCUCAAGCUAACCAAAGAAAUACGGGAGGAAGAGAUUCCCAUUAUCCGU